UGUGGAACAUUUGCAAUAUUGUUUUUCACUUAAAAUAUGCAUCCUGUCAAAUAAUUUCAUUACGAAUAUUGAUUCACUUGUGUGUUGUCGUCAUUUAGUUGAACUGGAUCUCCAUGGAAAUCAGAUUUGUCCUUCUGAGUUUUAUGUACUGGACAUGAGACAGAACGAACCACAAAAAGGAAAAUACUGCAGUCCUCUUUAGAAGAACCUAACCCCAAAUUCCCAGUCUAAUGUGUGAUUUGCAGUAACUUCAGGUUUGUCAGAUGUGUAAAAAGGUGGCGUUGUAAUGAAUCACUCAAAAGAGCGCAUUAUCUUUCGUAGUUACAGUGAGUAACAUCAGAGUUACAUGUUUAGUAUGGUCAUCGUGCAGUGAUGGAGGCCAGAUUCAGCCCUAGCCCUUGUCUAGUCAGUAAAUUUGCUUCUGUUUAUUCCAAUACUGAUCUGGCUGUAUGUGAUGUUUUAUAAUCUUAGGUGUUUAAAAAACACAUUUUUCUGAAGGAUGAAUUUUCAUCAUUAUUUCAGAUACAGCAUCUACCAGGCCCAGUGUUUUGGGAAGGCAUGAAGGAAUUAAAUCUACUGUAUCUUCAUGAUAAUGGAAUUGGAAAACUGGAUGAUGUGCAUGCAUUAUCUUGCUGUCCUAAUCUGAUAGGCCUCACCUUGUUUGACACUCCACUGAGCCUGAAAAUAGCCUAUAGGCAUAGUGUUGUUAACUGCAUUGCCUCUCUCAAAGCAUUGGAUUACUACGUAAUUUCUGAUGAGGAAAUUGUUGAGGGAUGGAAACUUCCUGAAAAAUAUAAAUCGUUUUGCCAUUGUCUUUUCCUUGAUUUCUGCCCUGUUGCUAGAAAGGAAGGAAACGCUGAAGAGGCAUUAAGUCGGGUAAAAGAUGUCAUUUCAAAAAUCAAUCGUGUGUUAGCGCACCAUUCACCAAUCAUCAUUGUUCAAAGAUGGAUAAGGGGAUAUUUAACUAGAAAAAGACUUGGUAGAAUUCCUUUACAUGAAGUUCCACUGCAGACACAUUACAGAGAUGAAGAUAAACAAAUUUAUAGUCAAAGCACACCUUCAGUAUGUGGUAGUAAAACCUUUAUGUAUCACAUCAUUAAACCAGGACAGAACACUAAGGAUGGAAAGCAUUCAUCUGGGAAACAAAAAACAGAAAGCGGCGUGUCAUUUGCAGAGGGCAUGGACAUGCAUGUCACAGUUGAUCUGGCUAAAUUAUGCGACAGAGCUACAAAGGUCUUACAUAUGAAUGAUUUUAAAGAACUUCCUGGUUUAUGUCUCGGAAGAGAAAGACAGCCAGUUACGUCUACUUUGCCCAUAUUGCAAAAAGAAAGAGAAAAGAUUAAUGUCAAGCAAGAAGGAUCUCUGUGGAGGAAGGGUACCCUGAAAAUGGAAAACACUGAUAUGGAGAAACAAACAGCAAUGAAAUUUAGCCCUUCUACUUCUAAAAAACCUUUUCAUUCAGCUGAUAAGUUGACAUUUCAAGAUAAACCAGCCACCUGGUGCCAUCUACAACAAUGUAAUUUUCACAGUCAUUCUGUUCUGCAACGUAACGCCAGACACCAUCCAGUCAGCUUAGAAAAGAGGGUUUUUCCUAGAAUGUGUGGAUCUGUAAGUUUUGGCGCAUUUUAUGUUAUUGAUAAAUUCUACUCAGAGAAUGAACAACAUGAUAGCCAAGCUCAAAAGCUGCGUAAGGUUACACAAAUGCAAAUUGCCAAAGAGAAAGGGAGCCAUUAUAUUCAAGAGUUUCUAGAAGAGAAACAGCAAAGAAUUCUGAAAAAAUGUGAAGAAGAAGGCCUGAGAACUGCAAAAGCUUUACAACAGCAUCAAAAGAAAAGAUCAAGAUUUAUUGAAAACGUGAGGCAAAGGCAUACUCAGUUCUUAGAAAGCAAGAGACAAAAAGCAUUUGAGUAUUCAUUAGGUCAAGACUUCAAUGCUCGACAUACUGCUUUGACACAGGGUUUGUUAAAACUUGACAGAUGGAAGAAACUUGAUGAUGGCAUAAAGGAAAGACAAAGAACUGUUGAGGAAAGUAGAGAACAAAUGAAGAAAUAUAAGCAGCUGAUUAAAAAUUUUCAGGAUCAGAGGCAGUUGAGGAUACAGAAAGAGAACUUGGCAGAAAAAACAAUCGUGACCUCUGUUGUUUCACAGAAGACUAAUGAGAGAUUGCAGGAAGCAAGGGCCAAUGUUGAAGGAGUGAAGGAGCAUCGAACCAAAAUUGAAUGUCUAUACAAGGCAUCUGUGAUGCCGGUACAAGACACACAAAUUGACUCUGAUGCCUCAAAUGUUAAAUAGUCACACUGAGACUAUUUAUGAGAAUGCAAAAGUUUGGUGUCGCUUCUACAGUUUGAACUGAGCUCUCAUAUAGACACAAUGAAAAGAGAUAAUACUUCUCAAAGACACGCGUUAUUAGAAAUUGUGAAACUGUGGUAUUAUACCUCCUUUUCAUAUUUGCCCAAUUAAAAAAAUUAAAUAUUGUUAGCCACCACACUGUAGUCUCUGAUUUUGCUCAGAUUUUUCUUUAUUUCCAGGAAAAUAAAUAACUGGUAUUUCAGAC
Messenger RNA from Dromaius novaehollandiae (emu), 2554 nucleotides. RefSeq names its product leucine rich repeats and IQ motif containing 3 (gene LRRIQ3). Bases 559 to 2292 code for a protein of 577 amino acids. The record is from RefSeq and is a predicted model, not a curated record. Gene Ontology annotation, molecular function: protein binding. The transcript has 8 exons. Lineage: Eukaryota; Metazoa; Chordata; Aves; Casuariiformes; Dromaiidae.